AAGAAUUUGCAAGACUUAAAUCUCUCUGAAUGCCAGGGAUUAAAUGAUGAAUCGAUGAGAAUCAUAGCAGAAGGUUGCAGAGCUCUUCUUUAUUUAAAUCUGUCAUAUACAGAUAUUACUAAUGCAACACUACAAGUAUUGUCAAGCAGCUUCCCCAAUUUACAGUAUCUGAGUUUAGCUCACUGCAGAAAAUUCACAGACAAAGGUUUACUGUACCUGGGCUCUGGAAAAGGCUGUCACAAGCUCAUCUAUUUGGACCUUUCUGGUUGCACUCAGAUUUCAGUUGAAGGCUUCAGAAAUAUUGCCAAUGGCUGCAGUGGCAUUCAAGAUUUGGUAAUGAACAGCAUGCCAACUCUUACAGACAGAUGUAUUCAAGCUCUGGUUGAAAAGUGCCAACAGAUAGCGUCUGUUGUCUUUCUUCACUCUCCACAUCUUUCUAAUACAACUUUUAAAGCUCUUGCUGGAUGUAAACUUGUCAAGGUCAGCACUGAAGGGAAUAAACAAAUUACUGAUUUAAGUUUCGAGUUGAUGAGUAAAUGCUGCCCAUAUAUCAGGCACAUUCAUAUGGCUCGUUGCCCGGAGGUUACAGAUGCUGGUCUUCAGAUGAUUUCACCACUGAAGCAUAUUCUUGUGCUGAAUCUAGCAGACUGCAUAAGCAUCAGUGAUGAAGGCGUAACGACAUUUGUACAAGGUUCUUCAGGAGCUAAACUGAGAGAGCUGAAUCUGAGUAAUUCUUUUCGUGUCACUGAUGCUUCUGUUACAGAAAUAGCACAAAGAUGUCAUGAAUUGACCUACCUGAAUCUGCAUCACUGUGAAAAUGUGACUGAUGCUGGAAUUGAAGCCUUGGGAAAUAUGUCAUCGCUGAUAUCCAUUGAUCUCUCUGGAACCAGCAUCUCAGAUAUGGGCUUGAGAGCACUUGCCUACCAUGGAAAAAUAAAGGACCUUUCUAUAUCAGAAUGCAAAAAUGUCAGUGAUAUUGGGAUUCAGGAGUUCUGCAAGGGCACAAAGUACCUGGAACACUGCCACGUCUCCUACUGCCCUCAGCUGACGGAUGACGCUGUGAAAAUCAUGGCAUUUCACUGCCAAGGACUGACAUCUGUCAGCAUAGCAGGUUGCCCAAAUAUGACUGAUACCUGUAUCAAAUACUUGGCUGCAGCCUGCCAUUAUCUCCACUUCCUGGAUGUCUCGGGUUGCGUUCAUCUUACUGACAAAGCACUGAAAUAUCUUUGGAAAGGUUGUAAGCAACUCCAGAUUCUCAAGAUGCUGUACUGUAGAAAUAUUACCAAACAAGCCAUUUUGAAAUAUACAGCCACACUGCAGAAACAAGAACAUAGUGAUGCUGACCCUCCUUCCUGGCUUGGAUAUGAUCGGGAUGGUAACAUACUCACCUUAACCGAAAACCACCCAUCAGAGCCUGAAUAA
Molecule: messenger RNA, 1422 nt
Organism: Apaloderma vittatum (bar-tailed trogon)
Lineage: Eukaryota; Metazoa; Chordata; Aves; Trogoniformes; Trogonidae
Gene: FBXL13
Product: F-box and leucine-rich repeat protein 13
Exons: 12
Coding region: 55-1422 (455 amino acids)
Biological process (GO): SCF-dependent proteasomal ubiquitin-dependent protein catabolic process
Cellular component (GO): SCF ubiquitin ligase complex
Molecular function (GO): protein binding
Source: RefSeq, a predicted model, not a curated record